Molecule: messenger RNA, 2686 nt
Organism: Empidonax traillii (willow flycatcher)
Lineage: Eukaryota; Metazoa; Chordata; Aves; Passeriformes; Tyrannidae
Gene: IHH
Product: Indian hedgehog signaling molecule
Exons: 3
Coding region: 1-1227 (408 amino acids)
Biological process (GO): cell-cell signaling; smoothened signaling pathway; protein autoprocessing
Molecular function (GO): calcium ion binding; patched binding
Source: RefSeq, a predicted model, not a curated record
AUGAAGCCGGCGCGGCUGCUGCUGCUGCUGAGCGGGUGCGCGCUGCUGCUGGCGCCGGCCGUGCGCGGCUGCGGGCCGGGCAGGGUGGUGGGCAGCCGCCGCCGCCCGCCCCGCAAGCUCAUCCCGCUCGCCUACAAACAGUUCAGCCCCAACGUCCCCGAGAAGACGUUGGGGGCCAGCGGCCGCUACGAGGGCAAGAUCGCGCGUAACUCGGAGCGCUUCAAGGAGCUCACGCCCAACUACAACCCCGACAUCAUCUUCAAGGACGAAGAGAAUACCGGCGCCGACCGGCUUAUGACCCAGCGCUGCAAGGACCGCUUGAACUCCCUGGCCAUCUCUGUCAUGAAUCAGUGGCCAGGGGUGAAGCUGAGGGUGACGGAGGGCUGGGAUGAGGAUGGGCACCACUCAGAGGAGUCGCUGCAUUACGAGGGCCGAGCUGUGGACAUCACAACCUCGGACAGGGACCGCAACAAGUACGGCAUGCUGGCUCGCCUGGCUGUGGAGGCUGGCUUUGACUGGGUCUACUACGAGUCCAAAGCACACAUCCACUGCUCUGUCAAGUCAGAGCACUCGGCCGCUGCGAAGACAGGGGGCUGCUUUCCUGGGCGGGCACUGGCAACGCUGGAGGACGGUGCCCAGACUCCACUGUGGGCACUGCGCCCGGGCCAGCGAGUGCUGGCAAUGGACGGGUCGGGCAGGCCCACCUACAGUGACUUCUUGGCUUUCCUGGACAAGGAGCCCCGUGCCCUCACCACCUUCCAUGUCAUCGAGACACAGGAGCCACCCCGGCGCCUGGUCCUGACACCCACCCACCUGCUCUUUGUGGCGGAGAACGCUUCAGCACCGACCACUCACUUCCGCCCCAUCUUUGCCAGCCUUGUGCGCCCUGGACAUUUCGUGCUUGUGGCAGCAGGGGGAAGCAGCUUGCAGCCUGCCAAAGUGGUGGGGGUGCGGGACCGGAGGGACAUGGGAGCCUAUGCCCCUCUGACACGCCACGGGACGCUGGUGGUGGAUGGUGUGGUGGCCUCCUGCUUCGCCCUGGUGCAGGAGCAACAGCUGGCGCAGCUGGCCUUCUGGCCACUCCGGCUCUACCACAGCCUGGUGGGGUGGCCAGGGGCACAGGGAGAUGGUGUGCACUGGUACUCAGGGCUGCUCUACCGCCUGGGCAGGCUGCUCCUGCCCCCCGACAGCUUCCACCCACUGGGGGUACCCCGGGCAGAGAGCUGAGGGUGCGCCACAGCCGCAGCCAGCACUGCUGGUGGAGGUGGUGGCCGCAGGGUGACUCACUGGGGGCUAGCACCCCCUCCCAAACCUGGGUGCCCAUGGGGACCUGCCUCCAGCCCCGCCUUCAUGGAGUACAGCCACCUCCUGGUCAGGGGGCACCGAGGCUCCCCAGCUUGCCUACUCCAUGCUCACCCCCCCACUCUUCACCCCCUGUUCCUAGGGGUGGGGGGUAGGCAUGAAGGGCUUCCCCUGGGACAGGGGGUGUGCCCCAGCUGGAUCCACAUGCUGCUAUGUGUGUGUGUGUGUGUGUGUGUGUGUGUGUGUGAUGUGUGUGUGCAUGGGCUGAAUUAGCUAAUGAUGGAGGUCUGAUCAAGGAGUGGGAGCUGGAAGAAGAGAGAGCCCUGGAUACUCCUCUAGGAGUCCUAGACAGUCUGCACCCAGUGCAGAGGCUUUGGGAGAGGGGCCUUAGGCCUAUUUGCUAGGCAGCCUGGGUGGGAAGGGCAGGCAAUGCUAUUUCUACCUCUGGGACAUGGUAGAUGGGAAGAGGGUGAUACAGGUAUUGUGACAGCUCUGUCAUCAGAGCUCUGUCUUGGUAACACAAGUGCCACUGGGGAGUGGGGAUGACGAGCUCUGCCCAAAGCGAGCACUGUAGCCACCCAGUCAUGCCCAUGGAACUGCUGUGACAGCAUGGGGAGCUCCAGCUGGAAAGAGGAGGCUGCAGAGGCAAGCACAUAGGCCAGAACGGGCAGGAGGGUGCAAGUGUCAGCCAGGUAUGGGCACACACUGGUAGGGGUGGAGAGAGUAAGGCUGCAGCCCCAGUCUUCUGGAGUCUGGGGAAAGAAAGUGGCAGGGAAGAAAGCAGUUGCUCCCUUGCCUUCCCAGCAUCCUGCCUGAGUUGGCUUAGCCAAAAAGCCUUUUCCACUGCAAAGCUAAAAAAACUCCUCAAUCUUCAGACCCUGCCUGGCCUGACGUCCACAACCCACCAAGUACCCCAAAGCCUCAGGGUAACUCAUUGCUGCUCGCCCACUCCCAGCACCUGCAGGGGGUCAGAGCUGUGGCCACAGUUACCCCCCUCCAAAUCUUAGCUGGAGCCUCAGCUUUUCCUAGCUAGGAAAAGCUCCACAUUAGCAGAGGCAAGAGGGAUAAGGGGGGCUGUGACCCACGUUCCCCCUGCGGCAUCACGCAUCUUUAUUUAUUUAUCUGCUCUUUGUAUGUACCAUAGAGGCAGCAUGGGCGCAUGCAGGCUGAGAUGGGAGUGGUGGGGGGAAAGUUGUCUGGUUGGGGGGGGGGGGUGUUUUGGUUUUUUUUUUAAACAAAAAGCAGAAAUUAUUUAAAGAUUAUUUUAAAGCACAGCUUUUUUGGUGAUUGUUGUCCAGGACAAAGUGAGGGAGUGCGAGAAUGGCCGACAGCAGGUGUAUUUUUGUCUCUUCACUGGAUGCACCUUUCCUGGUUUGGGACACAG